GGAUUUCCCAUUGCUAAACCCUGGGAGGCUGCGAGGAAGAGGAAGAUGCCCCAGGACACUGAGGCAGAGCAGGAGCUGAGCAUGGAGAGCAGGGAGGACAAAUGCCCGCGGCAGAACCUGGUGGCAGAGGCCGUUUUGAGUGGCUCCAUGGCGCAGGAAGCCAACGCGGAGGAAAAGCCCUGGAAAUGCCGCACGAGGAGGGGCUGCAAACGCAGAUGGCGGGGAUGUGAGGGGGAAAGAGCCAGCCUGGGCCGGGAAGGCGGCCGGAGAUGGAGCCAGAGCUCGGAGCUGGUGCUCCAUGAGCAGCUCCAUGAUGGGGUGAAGCCCCACACAUGCAUGGAGUGUGGGAAGAGCUUCAAGUGGAGCUCUGACCUGAUCAAGCACCAAAGGACCCACACUGGGGAACGGCCCUAUGAGUGUGAUCAAUGCAGGAAGAGGUUUCAGACCAGCUCCAAUCUCCUCCUGCACCAGCACACACACACAGAGGAGAGGCCCUUCCGCUGCCCUGACUGCGGGCAGGGCUUCAGGCGAAACACACAUCUUGUCAGGCACCAGCGCAUCCACACUGGGGAGAGGCCCCACGAGUGUGAGGAAUGUGGGAAGAGCUUCAGCCGGUGCUCCAGCCUGAUCCGCCACCAAAGGACCCACACUGGGGAACGGCCCUAUGAGUGUGGGGAGUGUGGGAAGAGCUUCAGACAGAGCUCUAACCUGAUCCAGCACCGGAACAUCCACACUGGGGAACGGCCCUACCAGUGUGGGGAAUGUGGGAAGAGCUUCAGCCAGCAUUCCUACCUGCUCUGCCACCAAAAGAUCCACACAGGGGAGAGGCCCUAUGAGUGUGAUAAAUGCAAGAAGGGGUUUCAGAGCAGCUCCAGUCUCCUCCGGCACUAUCGGAUUCACACAGAGGAGAGGCCCUUCCAAUGCCCUGACUGCGGGAAGGGAUUCCAGCGCAAUUCCCACCUCAUCAGACACCGGCGCAUCCACACUGGGGAGAGGCCCUACGAGUGUCCCCAGUGUGGGAAGAGCUUCUCACAGAGUUCUCAUUUGACCCGACACCAACGGAGGCACCAGUAAGGGAAGCCCUGCGAGUGCCCCGAGUGCGGGAAGAGCUUCGUGUGCUGCUCCAGCUCCAUCCUCCACUGGAGAAGGCACUUUGGGCAUAGCCCUGGUGGCCCAUAUUCCUCAUGAUCCAUGUUCAUCCCUUAAAAACAGUCAAAACAGGGUUAAAUGAAAUAAAUUGAUCAAAGAUGUCUAAAGUUCCACAAUUUCAGAGGUUUUUAAGGGGGAAUUGAUGGUUUGGGGAAAUAUUCUGGAGGACUUGUGGGUUCUGGGCAGGGGGGAUUUUGCGCAGUGUUCUUCAUCUCUGUGCACUCCAAAAGCCAAGAGGGUCACCUCAAAACAACUGAAUCCCACUUAAAACAACUGAAUUUUAAUUCAUACGGGCUCAAUCCCACUUCAUAAUGGCUUGUUGCCACCUCAAAAAAACUCAGUCCCAUGCCAGACUCACUUGAUUCCACAGCCGCCAUGGUGAGAUGGGGUUGGAAGGAGACUGGGAGAAUUGGGAUCCAAAUUUGGUACGGUGGCGUGGGGAUUGUGUGAGGCUGGGUGGGUGGGAUGUAUUUGAUAUCAAAUAAAACUUUCAGAGUUA
This is a messenger RNA of Agelaius phoeniceus (red-winged blackbird), 1648 nucleotides long. The record is from RefSeq and is a predicted model, not a curated record. NCBI's taxonomy places the organism in Eukaryota, Metazoa, Chordata, Aves, Passeriformes, Icteridae.